AUGCAACGCACAUGUCGUCGGCUGUUUACCACUACGGUGAAGAUACCCACCACGAUUAUUCCAAAAACCGGAAAGCCGGUCUCGCGCAUUGGAUUUGGUGCUUAUCGUGUGUCAACGGACGAGCAUGGCCAAGCACUACGGGAUGCUCUGCAAGCCGGUGUCAACGUUAUUGAUACCGGUGCCAAUUUCGAAAAUGGUAUUCGUCUAUGUAGAAACGGCGCAGGUGCUUCCGAGAAGGUGAUUGGCAAAACAUUGCAAGAUCUGCAGGUCGAACGAGAGAACCUGACGUUGAUCAGUAAAUCGGGCUAUCUUUCGUCCGCAGAAGCUGCAUUAUUUCACGAAAAGGAGGCGGUCCAGAUCACUGAUAAAAGCUUCCACUCGCUGUCGCCAAAAGUUUUUGAGAAACAAAUUGCCCAAUCUUUGGAUCGUCUUCGCACCAAGAAACUGGAUAUCUUUAUGAUUAAUGCUCCAGAACGCAUGUUGACAGCCAAAAAUAAGGUAUACACAUUGAAUCAUCUUUAUAAAGAUUUGGAAACUGCGUUCAAAUACCUGGAUACAUUGGUGAGCGAUGGAACCAUUGGGGGUUACGGUAUCUGUUCCAACAGCAUGGCACUUCCAACCGCAGUAGAUCAUAUAUCGCUUGCGGACGUUUUGAAAUCGUGCAAUCAGCCAUCGAAUUUUCAAGCUAUCCAAGUUCCCUUCAAUUUAUAUGAACGAGAAGCAGUAGUACCAAGUGGUUGGGAUCAGAGUGCCCAGGUCAAACCUGUCAGCCAAGUAGCCAAAGAAAACGAUAUUUAUGUAAUGACAAAUCGUCCUUUGAAUACCAUUGCCAACGGUCAAAUUCGUACCUUGGUGAAUCAUCCUAUAGAAGUUCUUGCAUCUGGCGCAGUACAAUUGGAAGACGAAUUGAGUACAAAGUUUGUUUGGAGCCAGGUGCUGUCCGAGAAUUUGGCUCGAUUAUCACAGAAUUAUUUUGCGGCUCGCCACUAUUUAUCGCAACAAGUGUUGCCUGCUGUUGAAAAAGACUUGGAAGAUUUGGAUGUGUACGCAGAAGAGAUGGAUGCAGAGGCAACCAAAGCCGCAUUCGUUGAUUGGAUGACGAAUUACCGCGAGGGUAUGCGAGAAUUGGUGGAUGAUGUUGUCUCUUACGCGUAUGUGGACGUACUUCGAAAGAACAAUGAAUUGGAUCGAAUCAUGGACGCGUUGUGUCCUUCGCUGGGUCGCGAUUUUGAAUCAGCCUAUUCACCUUUGUCUGCAAAGACGCUGCGUUUUCUAAUGGCGAAUCCAAAUGUAGACACUGUGUUGACGGGAAUGCGUCAGCCUCGUUAUGUGAAGGAUGCUUUGUUGGCAACGCAGCAUCUCGCAGUUGAAAAGGAAGACCUAGAUGAUGUGUGGCGAUGUCCCUUGUUUAACUGA
Messenger RNA from Radiomyces spectabilis, 1416 nucleotides. RefSeq names its product NADP-dependent oxidoreductase domain-containing protein. Lineage: Eukaryota; Fungi; Mucoromycota; Mucoromycetes; Mucorales; Radiomycetaceae. The record is from RefSeq and is a predicted model, not a curated record. The coding region runs from base 1 to 1416 and encodes 471 amino acids. The transcript is spliced from 9 exons.